UCUGCUCUAUAUUCUCCAUUACUCUAUUUCGCUUCUUAAGAUCUGUAUCUUCAUUUUGUACCCCUUGAAUUUGUGGCUCCUCCUCGCCCGCCACCUCUCCCUUUCCGUCGCUCACCAUGGUGGAACGCAUCUUGAUGAACGAGUACAAGUCGUUGUCGCAGGAGCCAUGGGUUAAUAUCGAAAUCGAUGAACAGAACAUUCUCAACUGGAACGUGGGCCUGAUCGUCCUCAACCCAGACUCGCUCUAUUAUGGCGGAUACUUCAAGGCCUCGAUGAAGUUCCCGAGCAACUACCCUUAUUCUCCUCCAGAAUUCCGAUUCCUCCGUCCCCUCUAUCAUCCGAACAUCUACAAAGACGGCAAACUGUGCAUCUCCAUCCUUCACGCGCCCGGGGAGGAUGAGAUGUCGGGCGAACUAGCCUCGGAGCGGUGGUCGCCGGCUCAGCGAGUCGAAUCCGUCCUCAUAUCCAUCCUCUCGCUGCUCGACGACGCAGAGAUCUCCUCGCCCGCCAACGUGGACGCCUCCGUGAUGCUCCGCAAGAACCCCGAGCACUACAAAUCGAUCGUCCGUCAGCACGUGGAAGAUUCGAAGAAGGACAUCCCCGAGGGGUUUGUCAUGCCCACCCACCACACAACCUCGACGGCUAGAGCCAUCGAGAAGGACGACUCCGACUUCUGGGCGGAGAGCGAUGUCGACGAUGACGUGUUCGGAGGCAGCGACUCCGACGAAGAUCUGGAUGUGGAUGACGAGGACCAGGAGACAGGCAGUGAGGAGGAGGAUGAUGAUGAAGCAAGCAAGUAUUAGGAGGACCUCCUAACCGGAGCCCCCCUUGCGCAUUGCGGGUCUGCGACGGGCAAAUCUGCCAGACCUUUUCUCACGGUCUCUCUACUACUGACAUUGUACUCUCGCCUCCU
This is a messenger RNA of Aspergillus japonicus CBS 114.51, 913 nucleotides long. RefSeq names its product putative ubiquitin conjugating enzyme (UbcC). Lineage: Eukaryota; Fungi; Ascomycota; Eurotiomycetes; Eurotiales; Aspergillaceae. The coding region runs from base 117 to 803 and encodes 228 amino acids. The transcript is spliced from 3 exons. The record is from RefSeq and is a predicted model, not a curated record. Gene Ontology annotation, molecular function: ubiquitin conjugating enzyme activity. Gene Ontology annotation, biological process: proteasome-mediated ubiquitin-dependent protein catabolic process; protein polyubiquitination.